ACAGGUUUCAGAGAGUUGUGUGUUUCAUUUUUCUCCACAGAAGUCCAGCAGCUGAUGGUGAGAAAAGAAGAGGUUCACCCUGAGCAGCAGGAGAGGGGCUCCAGUCUGAACCACGAGGACCCACCAGAGCCACCACAGAUCAAAGAGGAAGAGGAGGAACUCUGGAGCAGUCAGGAGGGAGAGCAGCUUCAAGAGCCAGAGGAGGCUGAUAUCAUCAAGUUCACUUUCUUUCCUGUCCCUGUGAAGACUGAAGAAGAAGAAGAAGAUGAUGUUGAAGAGAAACCUCAGUCCUCACAGCUUCAACAAACCCAAACUGAUCAGAUCAGAGAUGAAUAUUCAAAAGCAGAAGCUAAAGGAGAGGACUGUGAAGGAUCAGACCCAACUACAGACUUUAAUCCAGACAUUCAUUUGCAGCCUGUUUCUGAUGAAGAGACUUCACUCUCAUCAGAGAUUGGGUCUGAGACAGACGAUAGUAACUGUGAUUGGGAGACCAGUGAACCUCAGGAAGGUUUAAACCCUCUGCAAAACAAAGACACACCUGUAAGUGAUGUGAACUGUAAUACUGGAAAUACAUCAGUUAGCUCCUCUGAAUGUGCUACAAGCUCGGGACAAGAGGAACAUCUGCAGAAAGACAACCAAAUCCACACAGGAGUGAAACCAUUUAGUUGCUCAAUUUGUGGUAAAGUAUACCCACGCAAGAAAAAUUUACAUCAACACAUGCUACGCCAUUCAGUAGAAAAGCCUUUCAGCUGCUCAGUUUGUAUGAGGAGCUUUAACUGGAAGACCGAGAUGGUAAUGCACAUGAGAGUUCACACAGGGGAGAAACCAUUCAGUUGUUCAGUGUGUGGUCAAGGAUUCAGAGACAGCGCAGAUCUAAAAAGACACUCUUUUGUCCACACAGGAGAGAAACCGUUUAGUUGCUCAGUUUGUGGUAAAAGCUUCACACAAAGCGGAGACCUUAGACGCCACUCAAUUGUCCACACAGGGGAGAAACCAUUUAGCUGUGUACUAUGUGGUAACAGAUAUACAAACAGCGGGGAUCUCAAAAGACACUCUGUUGUCCACACAGGAGGGACACCAUUCAGUUGUUCAAUUUGUGGCAAAAAUUUUACAAAAGAUGGAGAUUUAAAAAGACACUCUGUCGUGCACACGGGAGAGAAACCAUUCAGUUGUUCAGUAUGUGGUAAAAGAUUCACACAAAGUGGAGCUCUAAAAAGGCACUCUAUUUCACAUACAGGGGAGAAACCGUUUACUUGCAAUCUUUGUGAGAGAACAUUUACUCGGCUUGAAAGUCUCAAAAAUCACAAGUGUGAGUCGCAGAUGGCCUAGCGGUUACGCGAGACCUGCGGCCCCGUGUCAUUCCUUACUGUCUCUCCUGAUUUCCUAUCCAUGAUUCUAAAGAAAAAGUAUCUCAAGUAUGUUGGAAAGAGCAGCAAAAGUACCUGAAACCUUGUAAUACUCGUUGAAUGUUACCUUGAAGUACACAGGCAAAGUCCAACAUUUGCUGUUUAAGAUUAUGAUUUAAAUAAAUCCCCUGUGAUCAACAUUGACUUUUUAACUUAAUCUUCUGGCUUUUAAACCCUCUUUUGAUCUAAAUCUCCUCAUAUAAUUCUGCUCGGUGAUUUAAAUGAGCCUUUUUUGUUCAAGGUCACGAUCUGUUAUUGAGAGACAUGCUACUCACACACGUGCAUAAACAGGACCCUUGGACGUUCAUUAUUGGAGAGAUGUCGGGCUAGUGAGGGGGCUUCCCACAUGCUUGAUCUCAUCUGGUGUGACCCCUCUGCAUUGUGCCGCAUCUGUAUAUUUUCGACCUUCAGCUGUUGUCUUUCAAUGCCAACCUGGGUGGUGAAUCCAGAUAGUCGCGCAGUGUGAUUGCUGCGGCACCAUCAUUACUUGUUCCAAUCUUCUUCUCUCAAAAUAAUCCACCUUGUCCAAAAGAGCAGGGCCAGUAUUCACAAACAUUCUGAGGAUCCUCUCAGAGAGGUCCUAACUUAUCUUCAAAUUCCUAUUAAGGAUUGUUUUUUUUUCCUAGGAGUGAUAUAGGAACAUUCUCAGAGGGACUCUGAGCGAGGAAGAGACACAAAGCCUGUUGCUAGGUACGACACAUUUAUUCAGAAGCUGUGAUUGGUUAAUCAAAAAAAUUUGAAAAAAAAGUAAAUGAUAGAAUCUAGUCAGACAUUGUGUAAUUAUAAACACUAUGACAUUAGCGCCUGUGUGAUAAUGAGUCUAGGAAAUGUUUGAAAUCACAUGCCCACUUGUGCAGUGGCUUCUUCACAUGCUGAGAGUUACAUCAGCAGAUUCUCCUUCUUACAUUCAAGGCUCUCCAUAUCCUACCACCUCCGCACCUCUCUGAUCUUCCUCCUCUCUCUGACAACCUAUCCGUAACACCGACUCUCUCUACCUUAAAAAAAAAAAACCUUCUAAAACACCCUCACCUUUUUAGAAGAGCUUAUUCGUUAUCACCACACCCUUUUCUGCUUUUUUCCCCCCUGUGUAUUGUUUCUGCCUUUCAUUGUAUAUUGUUGUCUUUUAUUGCAGAUUCUUUUUUCUUGGGCCAUGUUAUUGUACUGUUUAUAUUGUUGUAUUUGUGAGGCCUCUCCUCCUGU
This is a messenger RNA of Labrus mixtus (cuckoo wrasse), 2606 nucleotides long. RefSeq names its product oocyte zinc finger protein XlCOF6.1-like. The coding region runs from base 55 to 1329 and encodes 424 amino acids. The transcript has a single exon. Gene Ontology annotation, biological process: regulation of DNA-templated transcription. The record is from RefSeq and is a predicted model, not a curated record. Gene Ontology annotation, molecular function: RNA polymerase II cis-regulatory region sequence-specific DNA binding; DNA-binding transcription factor activity, RNA polymerase II-specific. Lineage: Eukaryota; Metazoa; Chordata; Actinopteri; Labriformes; Labridae.